UAAUGGUCCAAGUAAAACCUUUUGGCGCCUGGCCUUCCCCUAUCACUGCAGAAUCUCUCGCUUCUGUAUCGCCUGUUGUCGAUGUCUGCGUCGACCAGACCACUGGAUCUGUAUUCUGGUGCCAGGUUAUGUCUGCUGAGCAAGGACGCACUCAAAUCUUCCAGAGACCACUUGACGUCUCGGCACCCCCAAAAGCACUCUUACCUCCGGGAUACAACUGCCGCACACGCGUUCAUGAAUAUGGACAAGGUGCCUUGAAGGUCAAGAAUGGACUCUUGAUUUUUUCCAACGACUCUGACUGCCAGUUGUAUAAGAUUGAUCUUGUCAAUGCUCCAGACUCCAUUGUCGCCAUUACUCCCGAGUCAAAGUCAUUCCGUUACGCUGAUAUGGUCAUCGACGAAAAACUCCGCUAUUUGGUGUGUGUAAGAGAGGAACACUUUGAGAACGAAGAACCCAAGGAUGUCGUGAACACACUCGUUGCCAUAAACCUGGAGGAAAAGGACCUUUCAAAGGCUGUCAAGGUUAUCGAAAAGGGUUCCGACUUUUACUCAACUCCUCGUAUCUCUCCAGAUGGUACUACACUUGCAUAUGUUGACUGGGUCCAUCCCUAUAUGCCCUGGGACUUCACCCGUCUGCACACUGCCAAGAUUUCUUAUAGUGAAGGAGAGAUUUCUUUGUCAUCAACCAAAACAGUGGCUGGUGAAACAGUGGGCGAGAGCAUUGUGCAACCUGAAUUUGGUAUUGACAAUGUUCUAUACUUUGUCUCUGACCGCUCAGGAUUUUGGAAUCUAUAUCGUUAUCAUAAUGAUAGCGUCGAACUUUUGCUACCAGAACCUCUUUCCCAAGAUUUUGCUGAUGCGCCAUGGAGAUUCAACAACUCCUUUUAUACCCCUUUUAGUUCAGAUCCUACCAAGCUCUUGUGCAUCAACAAGAAGAGCCUUGCAGUGCUAAACACAUCCGAAAAGACAUUGACUGACCUGCCUCUCGAAUUCACUCACUUCAAUCAGAUUCGCACCUACAGCGUAGAAUCUCAGGAAUAUGUUGUGGUAAAUGCUGCUUCUCCUAUGCAGCCCAGCCAGCUGAUAUCUUACUCUAUCGUUGAUCAAUUCUUACUCCAUGUUCUGAAAGAAUCAUCUGCGCCUAAGCUUGACGCAGACUACAUCUCGGUUGGAAAAGAAAUCACCUUUUUGACUACCGACAACAAGGAAGCCUACUGUUAUUUCUAUGAGCCCAAGAACCCAGAGUACACUGGCGAAGGGAAGCCUCCACUGAGAGUACUGUCACAUGGUGGUCCAACCGCCUAUUCCCCCAACUCUUAUUCCAGAGAUAUACAGUAUUGGACUACACGUGGUUUUGCCAUUGCGGAUGUAAACUAUGGUGGUAGCUCUGGAUAUGGUAGAGAAUAUCGUAAUCGCCUGAAGAAGCAAUGGGGUGUCGUUGAUGUUGAUGAUUGCUGCAAUGCAGCCCUUUAUCUGGCCAAGGAAGGUUUUGUGGAUCAAGAGAAACUGGCCAUCGUAGGCAGCAGUGCCGGCGGGUUCACGACACUCGCAAGUGUUGCUUUCCGUGAUGUAUUCAAAGCAGGAUGCUGUAUGUACGGCAUCUCUGAUAUCACCUUGUUGGCCAAAGAAACUCAUAAAUUUGAGUCGAGAUAUCCUGAUCAAUUGAUCGGCGAGUAUCCCAAAGAUAAGGCUAUAUACGAAGAGCGCUCUCCACUUUUUUCAGCUGAUAAUAUCAAAUGCCCUGUUAUUUUCUUCCAAGGUUCUGAAGAUAAGGUUGUCCCUCCCUCGCAGUCAGAGGUCAUGGUAGAGGCACUUAAAAAGAAAGGAAUACCUGUCGCUUAUGUUCUUUACCAAGGAGAGACUCACGGUUUCCGUCUUGCAGAGAACAUUAAGCGCACAAAGGAACUUGAACAGUGGUUCUAUGGUCAAAUCUUUGAAUUUCCCGUCACUGGCAUAGAAGGCGUAGAGAUUUAUAACUUCCACAAGUAAAGAAGAAGAAGAUACUAUGUAUUUGUGUUCUAUUAUUCUUGGGUAUCAUUCGAAAGGUCCAAAAACUCUCUUUAUUUUUGUCUGUUUAGCAUAUUUUUAUUUCAACAAUAUAUGUUUUAUUUCUAUAAAUUCUAGCAAGAAAUUCGAUCUUUCCAAUCUUAGGACUCUAUUCGUUGUGAGUUACAAUGAUUAAUAAAUUCUAUUGAAACUGG
Messenger RNA from Phycomyces blakesleeanus NRRL 1555(-), 2200 nucleotides. RefSeq lists its product as hypothetical. Gene Ontology annotation, molecular function: serine-type peptidase activity. The record is from RefSeq and is a predicted model, not a curated record. The annotation marks the transcript as partial. Gene Ontology annotation, biological process: proteolysis. Lineage: Eukaryota; Fungi; Mucoromycota; Mucoromycetes; Mucorales; Phycomycetaceae. The transcript is spliced from 6 exons.